This is a messenger RNA of Contarinia nasturtii (swede midge), 1344 nucleotides long. It is a transcript of the gene TfIIB, whose product is annotated as transcription initiation factor IIB. Gene Ontology annotation, biological process: transcription initiation at RNA polymerase II promoter; transcription preinitiation complex assembly. The record is from RefSeq and is a predicted model, not a curated record. Lineage: Eukaryota; Metazoa; Arthropoda; Insecta; Diptera; Cecidomyiidae. Gene Ontology annotation, molecular function: TBP-class protein binding; RNA polymerase II general transcription initiation factor activity. The coding region runs from base 278 to 1231 and encodes 317 amino acids. The transcript is spliced from 4 exons. Gene Ontology annotation, cellular component: nucleus; transcription preinitiation complex.
AUUGUUCGCAAUUAGUUCCAAAGUUGUGCUUCGAUUGUUUUGCUGGCUUUUUUACUCAUAUCUUCGUUUUUUAUAGAUAAAAACCCAUAAAAUAUUUCACCAGCUCACUUUAUUUUAUUUUUUUAAAUAGCUUGGGACCAUUAAAUUUGAGAAUAGUCAGUGUGAGUUAGAUAGAAAUUUCAAAAGGCACAAAACAUAAAAAUAAAACAAAAAAGAGGUUGUAAAAAAGUGUAAACGGCAGACAUUAAUAAAUAAAACACAUACACAACAUUUCGAAAUGGCAAGCACUUCAAGACAUGAAGUUUUAUCAAAUAAAGUUGUGUGCUACGCACAUCCCGAAGCACCACUGAUUGAAGACUAUCGAGCUGGUGAUAUGAUUUGCUCCGAAUGCGGUUUAGUUGUGGGAGAUCGUGUUAUUGAUGUCGGUUCCGAGUGGCGAACAUUUAGUAAUGAAAAAUCGGGCGUUGAUCCAUCUCGUGUAGGUGGUCCGGAAAAUCCACUUUUGAGCGGUGGUGAUUUAUCGACUAUGAUUGGUCCCGGAACUGGAUCCGCAUCAUUUGAUUCGUUUGGAAAUGCGAAAUACCAAAAUCGCCGCACAAUGAGCAGUUCGGAUCGUGCCUUAAUUGCCGCAUUUAAAGAAAUCUCCCAAAUGGCAGAUCGUAUUAAUUUGCCAAAAACAAUUGUGGAUCGUGCCAACAAUCUGUUCAAACAAGUUCACGAUGGCAAAAAUCUCAAGGGUCGUUCGAAUGACGCAAAAGCAUCAGCAUGCUUAUAUAUUGCAUGCCGACAAGAAGGAGUACCACGAACAUUUAAAGAAAUUUGUGCAGUAAGCAAAAUCAGCAAAAAGGAAAUUGGACGAUGUUUCAAACUUACACUGAAAGCGCUUGCUACAUCCGUUGAUCUUAUUACGACCGCCGACUUUAUGAGCCGGUUCUGCGCUAAUUUGGUUUUGCCAAAUAUGGUUCAACGGGGGGCUACACAUAUCGCACGAAAAGCCGUUGAAAUGGACAUCGUACCUGGUCGUUCACCGAUUUCCGUUGCAGCUGCGGCUAUCUAUAUGGCAUCACAGGCUUCGGAAGAGAAGCGUAGCCAGAAAGAAAUUGGAGACAUAGCUGGUGUUGCCGACGUAACAAUACGUCAAUCAUACAAAUUAAUGUAUCCACACGCAAGCAAGCUCUUCCCCGAGGAUUUCAAAUUCGCUACACCAAUUCAUUUAUUACCUUCUGUGUAAACAAACAUACGGAUUCUAUGUUUGUAUUGAAUAUUUUUUUUGCGUCAAUUUUUGAAGAAGAAAUAUAUUUCUUUCCUUUUACUAUGCCGAACAUUGAGUUAGAAAAUAUGUUA